GAAGUUCACUCCCACUCCCAGCAUCAAUGGCGGAAACCCUCCAAUGGCCACUGACCUCUCUUUUCCCAACCCUUACUCUCCUCCUCUCCCUACUUCUUCUCCUCCUCCUCCUAAAUCUCAAGAAAAACCAUAAGAAAUCAAGCCUCAAGCUUCCACCAGGCCCUCGAGCACUUCCGAUCAUCGGAAACCUCCACCAGUUAGGCACCAUGCCGCACCUCUCUCUCCACCGCCUCUCCAAAGCCCACGGUCCCAUAAUCCACCUAACUCUCGGCGAGAUCCCGACUAUCGUCGUCUCCUCCUCCCGUCUGGCCCGCGAGGUUCUCCGCACCCACGAUCUCCCCAUGUCGAGCCGCCCACAGAUGUACUCCGCCUUCCAGCUCUUCUACGGCUGCACCGACAUCGCCUUCUCUCCUUACGGCCCGUACUGGCGACAAAUCCGUAAGCUCAGCAUCGUCGAGCUCCUCAGCGCCAAGCGCGUCGAAUCCUACUCCAUCUUCCGAUCGGCGGAGGUGGAGAGGCUGGUUCAGCGGAUCGAGUCAAGUUCCGGCUCAAAUUUGAAUCUGAGCAAAGCUUUAGGGUUGUAUGCGAAUGGGGUGCUUUGCAGGGCUGCGUUUGGGAAGGAUUUCUUGGAAGGAGGGGAGUAUGAGAGGCAUGGGUUUCAGAGGAUGCUGGAGGAGUACCAGGAAUUGCUUGGAGGGUUUAGUCUGGGGGAUUUCUUCCCUUCUUUGGAGUGGAUUAAUUCGGUGAAUGGGAUGAAGAGGAGAUUGAAGCAUACGUUUAUGCGUUUUGAUGUGUUGUUUGAUGAGAUUAUUAGGGAUCAUUUGGAGAGGAAGGAACAGAUCAAGGGUAACAGCAGUAUUGAUGAUGAUGAGCAAGAUGACAAGCAGGACAAGAUGGAGGCUAAGGAUUUGGUUGAUGUUUUGCUGGAUGUUCAAAAUGGAACAGGCUUGGAGAUGCCUCUCACUAUGGACAAUAUCAAGGCAGUCAUUUUGGACAUGUUUGCGGCUGGAACUGACACCACAUUCAUCACACUAGACUGGGGAAUGACAGAGCUGAUCAUGAAUCCAAGAGUGAUGAAGAAAGCACAAGAAGAAGUUCGAAGUAGGGUUGGAAAUAGAAAGUUUGUGUUGGAGAGUGACCUCCCUCACCUUCCUUACUUAAAAGCAGUAAUCAAAGAAAUAUUUAGACUCCAUCCACCAGCUCCAUUACUAGUGCCUAGAGAAUCUAUGGAACAAGUCACCAUUGAAGGUUACCAAAUCCCAGCCAAAACAAGAGUGUUCAUCAAUGCAUGGGUAAUUGGAAGGGACCCAGAGAGUUGGGAGAACCCACAGGUUUUUGAGCCUGAGAGGUUUAUGAAUACUAGUAUUGAUUUUAAGGGGCAGGACUUUGAGCUUAUACCUUUUGGAGCAGGGAGAAGAGGCUGCCCAGCUAUCACUUUUGGGGUUGUGACUAUUGAGAUUGCUCUUGCGCAGCUUCUUCAUGGUUUUGAUUGGGAGCUCCCUCCAGGCAUUGUUGCUGAAGAUUUGGAUAUGAAGGAGGCCUUUGGCAUAACUAUGCACAGGAUUCAAGAACUAGUUGUGGUGGCCAAGUCUUAUUUUAUAUAGGGAUGUUUGUCUGCAUGUAUGGUAGUGUCUGCAUGAGUUGCUUUUAGUCAUCAUCUUCAUCUUGAUCACAAAUAUCAAUAAUUAAUGCGAUCAAGUGUGAUAUGCUCAAUGAUACAAGGUAGUGACAUAUGGGUGUCUAUAAUUAUGGACACAUGCAUUACACAGAUUUGUUAUCAAGGUAUAAUUAGAAAAGUAAUUAUCAAACAAGUCUUGAUUUGUAUAAAGUGAUAUUUUGUGCAUAAAUUAGAGCUAAGUAUGGUUAUAAUCAUGAACUUGUCAAUUGAGUAUGUGUAACUCUGAGUAUGUUUAAAUAUAAAAU
Molecule: messenger RNA, 1923 nt
Organism: Dioscorea cayenensis subsp. rotundata (Guinea yam)
Lineage: Eukaryota; Viridiplantae; Streptophyta; Magnoliopsida; Dioscoreales; Dioscoreaceae
Product: cytochrome P450 71AP13-like
Exons: 2
Coding region: 27-1604 (525 amino acids)
Molecular function (GO): heme binding; oxidoreductase activity, acting on paired donors, with incorporation or reduction of molecular oxygen; iron ion binding
Source: RefSeq, a predicted model, not a curated record